Molecule: messenger RNA, 1761 nt
Organism: Gossypium raimondii (Peruvian cotton)
Lineage: Eukaryota; Viridiplantae; Streptophyta; Magnoliopsida; Malvales; Malvaceae
Exons: 4
Coding region: 492-1193 (233 amino acids)
Source: RefSeq, a predicted model, not a curated record
AUCACUUAAGCCCUUAGACUGUUAAAGUUAACGGUCAACCGUUACAGAGUAAUGUCAACUAUUUUUCUAGGUUGUUUUCGCUAUGCGACACGUCAAGGUUGUGCCACAUGAUAAAAAUUGAUAUUUUAUAUUUCCACUCUCAUGGAAUUAAAUUUCCUAUGAUUUACAUCCAUAACUCUAGCUACUUUCUCGCAAUAUAUGCACUUUGUAUCCAUCAUUGUACAUGCUUUUUCAACCACUUUUAUAAAUAACAUCUCUGACCUUGUGAAUGUUGAAGUCUAACGGUUUAUUUGAGUGUGUAAGGAAAUGACUAUGGCCAAACCUUGAGGAAACAAUCAAUUGCUUUGGGUGUUGCAACAUUGAUGCAAUGAUGUCGUGACACCGACCCUCCAUCACCACAGGGGAGCAAAACUUCAAUGAAAAAUCGACCUGGAGUAGUCCGCCAAAGAUGUCGUGACACUAGGUGUGUUAUAUCAUGACACUAAACCCCAAUGUCUCGACUCCAAGCCUUUGAGGUCAUGACUCUCCUGUUGAAGGACUCAACUCAGUAUCUUGAAGCACACAAAUGUGGUUUGAGCAUGAAACAAAACCAAGUCAUUCUGAAUACUAAGCCAAGUAUCUGUUCUGCUAUAAAUAUGGCCACAGGCGAGUCUGGUGAUCCUGAAAAAGUAAAUUUUGACAAUAUAAAAGAGAAGGCAAGAAGACUGUGGGACAGUUCUCCUCAACCUGUGAAGAGAUUUCCUUGGAACAGAGCUUUGGAGAACUUUGUUCAACUCACACUUGAUCUUACACUAGCAGUGGUCAAAUAUCUAAGUGUACCCGUACUGGCAGUUUCAUCCCUCAGUGAGAUGUCCUACUGUGCGCAUCAAAGGAAGUUGACCAUCAUCCCUGUUCCCCUACUCCUUGGCUUUGUACUUGCCGGGUUUCUGAAAGAAACUGCCUUGGAACUUUCUCCUCUUCUCAAGGAUGCAGAAGUUCCAUGGCACCUGAUUGCAAUAGCAAUAUUCUUCACAUUGAUCAAACUGCCAGGCCCAUAUUACCCGUACUGGGGGCGGAUUUUCAUUCCUCACAUUGCAAAUGGAGCAUUAUUCAGGACUCUAUGGUUUAUGUUUUUGUGGUAUCGCAGAUCCAAAAUAUCAGGAGCUGAGUUGCCAAAUAGUCUGGUAAAUGCCAGAGAUUCUGAAGUUGAAUAAGCAGUAAUCUCAACAGAUUGCAUUUUGUGUCUGAGAAACGAGCCAGGACAAGCUGCUUGGGAAAAUAUAUCAGAACUGGAGAAGGCUUCGACAAACCUAACCGGCUGGUGCUUGGGAUUUUCAGCUUGAAACUUUGAGCACAAAAAAUGCCCCAAUCUUUUAUUUUUUCUGUGUGCGUGUCUUGUUUCAUUUAACCUUGAGUUUUGGGAGAGAAACUGGGGAACUUGCGGCUGUGUAGUCUUCUUUUCUGGACAGAAUAUGACGAGGAUUUGGUCCUAACAGUGGCUAAAAGCUUGCAUACAGUAGCAGUAGUGAAAAUUUUUAAAUACAUAAAUUACGCUUUCAGUAUUUGUGAUAAAUGCAAAGUUGGUAAAUUUUCUUUUGAAAGCGAACCUUUGACUCUUCUAUCUAUACGAGCAGCUGGUAUUCGGAAACUUGUUUUCGCUAUCACGUUGCAUGUGAGGUUGGGAUAAUAUUGGAUAAAAGGUGUGUUGUUCUAAUUGUAAAUGUUACAGGUGUUGAUUUCUUCAACUAAUUCCUCUAAUCCAAUGAAACUAAAUUUCAACUU